GGACAUUUCGUCGGCCUGAAAGGGUGACCUAAAGGAUAAGAUCAGGGAGAUGAGGGAUGAAUCCUCAGCGACGUCCAAGGCUUGUUCGGAGGAGAGACGCAAGGCGAUCGAAGACAAGGAGGCGGUCGAGUUGUGGAGGAUAGUCGACCAUCUGGAAAAGCGGUUGGACGCUCAAAAUCCCUACCGCCGGGCGGUUUUUAAUGAGGGGUCGAUCGACAAGUGGAGCGAUUUAGCCCACAAGUUCUUGGAGCACUUCGCGUCGAGCCGAAGACAAAAACUCCUCUUUUCACACUUGCUCAAUGUCAAGAUCCGGAAGGGAGAGCAACUCCGGGAGUUUAUCAGGGAGAAGGAGGCCAGGGACGUCCAGGGAGCGGAUGACGAGGUAGCACUCCCUCAAGGGGAUGUGCGCAAGGAGGUGCGACGAAAUCCACUCCCCACAUACAAGGAGAUGCUAGCCAGGGCGAAGUACCUGGCAUUAGAAGAUGAUGAUGAAGCGCCUGCCCAAAAGGAGAAGAAGGGUGGGCAACCAGCAGGUGAAGGCAGGAAGAGGAAUGUGACAAGGCAUAAACCAAUGACAUCUUAAGUGAAUCACUUGCCUCCUUCCAAACUUUAUGAUGAAAUCAAGGUCGAUCGUCGGACGGUUUGUCUCCGGUAGACCAAAUCUCCCAACCAUCAGAAAAGUAUUUGACCCGAUUGGUUUUGAAGCAACAUUUAAGCCCAAUUGAAAGGACUGCCAAUAAAGUUUGCAAUUGAAAAAGCUAUAUGGUUGCUGUAAAAAAAUGUGGAGGCACGGGGCUCGGUUCACCUUUGUCCCCCAUUUGAACUAAAGUUCCUAUUAUAUAAAAUCUAGGAUGAGGCCCAAUAUAUGUUAAAAUGCAGGUGGUAAAAAUGUAAAAUGUCAAUUAUCUAUGAUGUUGAGGUUGCUGAUCCAAUCUUAUUGAAUGCUGUAAUUACUGAGUUCUUAACUGCAAUCUCCUUUAUCUUCUUGUUUCUCAUUUCCAAGGAUUGCUUUUGUCUAAUGCUGACUGGUAGGGGAAAAUCAACAUCUUACCAGGUG
Molecule: messenger RNA, 1057 nt
Organism: Cuscuta campestris
Lineage: Eukaryota; Viridiplantae; Streptophyta; Magnoliopsida; Solanales; Convolvulaceae
Source: the annotation of a GenBank genome assembly